AUGAUGGUCCUGGCGAUGCAAGAGGUGCCAAGAACAGGUCCAGACCAAUACCAAGGGCGGGAUUACUCAUGGGUAGAUGGAGCUCUCCACCAACGACAUCGUCAGCGCGCGCCCUUGCGCCUUGCCAAUGACAUGCACAAAGAUGACCCACAUGAUCUCUCUCUUAUAAGAACUUCAGAGAGAUGCGUCCUUGCCUCCUUCACCGAAAAAUGGUCCCCUCGCCUCGUCGCCGCCAUCAACGACCACCAUGUUAAAGUCGCCAAGAUUGACGGCGAAUUUAUAUGGCAUUCACACCCCGACUCCGAAGAAGUUUUUUAUCUUCUAUCCGGAAAGCUCAAGAUGGAGAUUGAGGGGCAAGAUCCGGUGAUUAUGAACGAAGGCGAUAUGUUUGUGGUUCCAAAGGGUGUUCAGCAUCGGCCCGUUGCCGAGAAUGCGACAAUCAUGAUGAUUGAGCAUGAGAGUACGGUGAAUACGGGGGAUCAGACCGAUUCUGAGAGGACGAAGCAGGUUCAGGAUGCGAGGGUGGAUAGCUGA
Messenger RNA from Fusarium vanettenii 77-13-4, 534 nucleotides. RefSeq lists its product as uncharacterized. The transcript is spliced from 2 exons. Lineage: Eukaryota; Fungi; Ascomycota; Sordariomycetes; Hypocreales; Nectriaceae. The record is from RefSeq and is a predicted model, not a curated record. The coding region runs from base 1 to 534 and encodes 177 amino acids. Gene Ontology annotation, molecular function: manganese ion binding.